AUGACGAACUUCAAAGAUAGGAAAGGGUUGCAAAACGAGUUCCCCGAGUUAGUCGAGUCUACUCGCGCUGAGCCAGGUCCGAUGAAAGCAGCAGACGAUGUGGAGCAGGCAACUCAGUCUUUCCCCCUCCUCGCUGCUGAUCAAAACCCUCAACACGAGUCGUACGCGUACGAUUAG
Marasmius oreades (fairy-ring Marasmius) is the source of this 177-nucleotide messenger RNA. RefSeq lists its product as uncharacterized. The record is from RefSeq and is a predicted model, not a curated record. The coding region runs from base 1 to 177 and encodes 58 amino acids. Lineage: Eukaryota; Fungi; Basidiomycota; Agaricomycetes; Agaricales; Marasmiaceae. The transcript is spliced from 2 exons.